UCUAAACCUGCAAAAGAAAUCAGCAACUCACAAUGUCAGAUACUGACGAGAAUGAAACCAACUCAAAUACAAACCAAAGCCCUAUUAGUUUUUCAGCCUCUCAAUUCGCAGAACUUAUGCGAUUGAUAACAAACCCCACAACACCAACACCAAUCCCUCAAUCCAAACCAUCCCAGAAACUAGAGUCGUUGGGAGAUGUAACCGUGACAACCAAACUUGACGGAGACAAUUACCACGUAUGGGUAACCCUGAUGGAAAGAGCUAUCGGCGGAAAGGGUCUGACCUCUCACAUCUCUGGAGUUUCAGACCCCCCGUCAAUCACCGAUCCAAUGUAUCCAAUAUGGCAGCAACGAGACCAUUGUUGCUUUAAUUGGAUUAUAAACAACAUCGAGACAAGCCUCGUAAACGAAGUCUCACAAUACAAGACAGCAGGAGACUUAUGGGAUGCACUCGCCACCACAUACGACAGCGGAGCAGACCCCUUUCAAGUUUCAGAUCUUCAUCGACAAGCUUACGGAAUGAAACAGGGAAACAUGACGCUGGAAGCUUUGUGGCAGAAAUUCCAAGAUUUAUGGCUAUCAAUAGACCGUAGAGAUCCUAACCCAAUGGAUACCCCAUCGACCAUCGAAAAAUAUAAUCAGAAUACUCAAAGGCAUAGAGUAUACCAAUUUUUGUGGGCUCUCGAUGAACGGUACGAUCAGAUAAAGAGGGAGAUUUUGAAUAAAGAUCCCCUUCCCUCUGUUCGGGCCACAUAUGGAAUUGUACGCCGCGAAGCCGUCAAUGACAAGCUUAUCAAAGCCGAGCUCAAGGAAUCUGGAAUAGCCACAGGCCUCGGAACCUUCGAUCGGAGCAGGUCCAAUAGCAAGUCAAAAAACCCACCGCUGCUACCACCCAAAUUCCCGACGAACCGUCGGGAUGAGGACAAGCUCAAACUCACGUGCAGCCAUUGUGGAGGAAAAAAGCACACGCGGGACACCUGCUUCCACAUCCAUGGUUUUCCCGAAUGGUGGGAAGACAUGAAAAAGGCUCGUCAGAACCGAGGUACUAAUAGAGGCGGCAAUGGAGGGAGAGCAGCUGUGGCGGUCGGAGAACGAGCUGCCAACGCUGAAGGAUCGACGGCGGGCAGCAUCGUUUCCCAAUCGCGAAUGGAGACAGAGCAGACGAAAAGAAAGCUAUGGAAUCCGUUUCAGUGGCAAGGACGUGGUCUGAAGGAUAUCAAGACGGGGAUGAUAGUUGGGCGUGGCACUGAGCGAAGCGGACUGUACUAUGUGGACGAGAUAGCCCAAUAGAGUGUCGCAAUGCUGACUCACGGACAGACUGACAGGCAGGUGUGGCUUUGGCAUCGUCGGUUAGGGCACCCGUCCAUAGGAUAUCUUCGCCUACUUUAUCCUAAGUUAGUUAAUUCUAUGCAUUCCUUUCAUUGUGAAACUUGUUUAUUGGCCAAAAGCCACAGACAUUCUUUUAAGUUGAACAAUACUAGAAUGAAAGAUCCUUUUGCUUUGAUUCA
Molecule: messenger RNA, 1507 nt
Organism: Salvia hispanica
Lineage: Eukaryota; Viridiplantae; Streptophyta; Magnoliopsida; Lamiales; Lamiaceae
Source: RefSeq, a predicted model, not a curated record